AUGGCGGAGUGCCGCGCGGUGCCCAGCGACCUCUUCCCCUUCGUGCUCGCGUUCCUGCGGGAGAACCAAUUCGAGGGCGCCGCGCGCGCCUUCGCUAAAGAGGCGGCGACCAAGGAGCAGGACCCCAAUGCAGCCUCCCUUUUGGACAUCUUCAGUUACUGGCUGAAGUCUCCAGCGGCUAAGAAAAGAAAGCUUGUGCCUAAUGGCUCCCAGGUGAAGAGGAAGCCCUCCUCCAGCAGUGAUGACAGCUCUAGCGAGGAGGAGACACCCCCAGCCAAGAAACCAGCUAAAGCAGCAGCUGUACCUAAGGCAAAAGCAGUCCCUCCAGCCAAGAAAGCAGAGAGCAGCAGCAGGGACUCCAGUGAUGAUUCAGACUCAGAGGAGGAAAAGCAGCAGCAGCCAGCAAAGAAAGGCGCAAAACCUGUGGUGAAGCCAGCUGGGACCAAAAUCCAGCCUCAGAAGAAAGCAGAGAGUUCCAGCUCUGACUUGAGUAGUUCAGAUGAAGAAACACCAAAGAAACAGCCACCAAAACCAACGACACCUAAAUCGGGAAGUAAAGCUGCCCAAGCAGCCACCAAGGUGAUCAAUGGAAAAGCAGAGAGCAGUAGCAGCAGUAGUGAAGAUUCUGAUGACGAAAAGGCUGCACCAAAGAAGACUGUUCCCAAGAAACCAGCAGCCACUCAACCACAUCCAGGAAAAAACAAACGUGCAGAGGAAAGCUCCAGUAGUGACGACUCAUCUGACAGUUCAGAUGAUGAAAAGCCACCUGCAAAACAAAAGUCAAAAUCAGGUCAGUACAGUGCUGUACCACCUCCUCAAGCUACACAGAAAAAGAAAAGCCUUGCCAAGACUCCUGCAAAAAAGGCUGAAAGCAGUGACUCUUCAGACAGUAGUGAUGAGGCAGAGAAGGUGCCCAAAAAAGGAGCAGGCAAAGCAGUAGUAGCUAAAACAAUCAGUGGUCCCCAAAACAAAGCUGUGACUACCAGGAAGGCUGAAUCCAGUUCUGACAGUGACUCAGAUUCUAGCUCUGAAGAUGACAAGAAGGCAGGGAAUAAACUCCCAGCUAAACAGCCUGUGGUAAAGAAUACUUCCAAACAAGCAAAAGUAGUUGUCAAGCCUGGACAAGCAAAGAAAGACUCCAGUUCCUCCUCUGACAGCUCAGAUUCUGGUAGUUCUGACAAGAAAGCCCCCAUGAAGCCCACAACUAAAACAGCAAUCCUUGCAACAAAGAAGUCCCAAGCUGCUCCAAAGAAAGCUCAGAGUAGCUCUGAUUCAGAUAGCAGCUCCAGCAGCUCUGAAGAUGAGAAGAAAAAAGGCACUCCAGCUAAAUUACCUGGCAAAGUGGCUAAGCCAGUGUCCAAACCUUCUACCCUAGUUCCCAAAGCAGACACUUCUGACUCUGAUAGCUCAAGCAGUGAAGAAGAAAAGAAGCCAGCAGUGAAACAAACCACCAAAUCUAUAGGGGCAGCAAAAGCAACUGUGGGGAAGAAGGGUGCUGCUUCUAGCAGUGGCAGCUCAUCUGAUAGUUCCAGUGAAGAGGAAAAGAAGCCCAAAAAGGCAGGGAAAGGGGCACAGAACAGUUCUAAGCCCACUGCCUCCACAGAAAAAGCAAAAGCAGCCACAGCAACUGCAAACAACUUGAAGUCUAAGCCAGCUGGUGGCAACAGUAGCAGCAGUGAGACCAGCUCAGAGGAAGAGACUGGAAAAGUCAAUGGAGGCACAAUCGGGAUGAAACAGAAGAGGAAAGAUGUUCUGGAGCCAGAGGCACCACAUAGUAAAAAGGCAAAGAUCAAAGUCAAAACACCACACACAGUUCCCAAGGUGAAACGGCCAGCUUCUCCAUUCCGGCGUGUAAGGGAAGAAGAGAUUGAGCUGGAUGCUCGCGUUGCUGAUAACUCAUUUGAAGCAAAGAAAGGAGCAGCUGGUGACUGGGGUGAGAAGGCUAACAAUAUCCUGAAAUUCACUAAAGGCAAAUCUUUCCGCCAUGAGAAGACAAAGAAAAAACGAGGCAGCUACCGUGGGGGCACUAUAUCAACUCAAGUCAAUUCAGUCAAGUUUGACAGUGACUGA
Messenger RNA from Indicator indicator, 2070 nucleotides. RefSeq names its product nucleolar and coiled-body phosphoprotein 1 (gene NOLC1). Gene Ontology annotation, cellular component: nucleoplasm; nucleolus. The record is from RefSeq and is a predicted model, not a curated record. NCBI's taxonomy places the organism in Eukaryota, Metazoa, Chordata, Aves, Piciformes, Indicatoridae. The transcript is spliced from 14 exons. The coding region runs from base 1 to 2070 and encodes 689 amino acids. Gene Ontology annotation, molecular function: protein binding.